UACAAGCAUGGCUUUGCAGACCACCCCGAGGAGUGGGCCAAUCUGGGCCAGGGAGCACCAGAGGUCGAAGACAGCAUCCCGAACUGCUUUGACCGUCCCAAGGACGUCAACAUCUCUGCGCAUGGCCGCGAGUACGGCCCCACGGCGGGUAUUCGGCCACUGAGAGAGGCCGUGGCCACGCUCUACAACGAGCACCACCGCAAGUGGCGCAAGAGUCAGUACACGUAUGAGAACGUGUGCAUCGUGCCCGGCGGCCGCGCAGGUCUUAUUCGUAUCGCUGCAGUGCUGGGCAACUGCUAUCUCGGCUUCUUCAUCCCCGACUACACAGCGUACAACGAGAUGCUGUCGCUCUUCAAGAACAUCGCAGCCAUCCCUAUCCCGCUUGGCGAGCAGGACCAGUACCACAUGUCGCCCGACAAGGUCGCUGAGGAGAUCGCCCGCGGCACUUCUGUGUUGCUGACGUCCAACCCGCGCAACCCCACCGGCCAGAUGGUCACCAACCCGGAACUGGCCCAGAUCCAAAACAUCUGCCGCGACCGCGCAACCCUUAUCAUGGACGAGUUCUACUGCGGUUAUAAUUACACUACUAACUGCGAUGGUACUGUCAUCUCUGCUGCUGACAAUGUUGAAGAUGUCGACGAGGACGACGUGCUCAUUAUUGACGGCCUGACCAAGCGCUUUCGCCUGCCAGGCUGGCGCGUAGCCUGGGUCAUCGGUCCUAAAGAAUUUAUAGCAGCUAUCGGCAGCUGCGGAAGUUACUUGGACGGUGGUUGUAACGUGCCGUUUCAAGAGGCCGCCGUGGAGAUGCUCAGUCCGCCACGCGUCCGCAACGAAAUGCGCGCCCUACAGAUGCAUUUCCGCAGCAAGCGCGAUUUCGUCAUCGGCCGCCUACAAGAGAUUGGCUUCCGUUUCCCGUAUAUGCCGAAUUCCACAUUUUACCUGUGGCUGGAUCUGAGCAGCCUGCCCGAGGGCAUCAACGACGGGCUGAAUUUCUUCCAGGCAUGUCUACUUGAGAAGGUUAUCGUAGUCCCUGGUAUCUUCUUCGAUUUGAACCCGAGUAAGCGCAGGGACCUGUUUGAUAGCCCGUGUCAUCACUUCGUGAGGCUGAGUUAUGGCCCGAGGAUGGAUGUGCUGGCGAAGGGCAUGGAUGCGAUUGAGCGCAUUGUGAAGAAGUACCGCGAGAACCCGGGUCACAAGCAUAUGCCCAUGCGGCCGCGUGGCGGCAUGCCAUAG
Messenger RNA from Boeremia exigua, 1233 nucleotides. Its product is annotated as pyridoxal phosphate-dependent transferase. The record is from RefSeq and is a predicted model, not a curated record. Lineage: Eukaryota; Fungi; Ascomycota; Dothideomycetes; Pleosporales; Didymellaceae. The annotation marks the transcript as partial. Gene Ontology annotation, molecular function: pyridoxal phosphate binding. The transcript has 2 exons. Gene Ontology annotation, biological process: biosynthetic process.